Trypanosoma rangeli is the source of this 969-nucleotide messenger RNA. RefSeq lists its product as uncharacterized. Bases 1 to 969 code for a protein of 322 amino acids. Gene Ontology annotation, molecular function: protein binding. The record is from RefSeq and is a predicted model, not a curated record. The transcript has a single exon. Lineage: Eukaryota; Euglenozoa; Kinetoplastea; Trypanosomatida; Trypanosomatidae.
AUGGGCGUGGAUGGAAAAGGCGAAGAUGGUAAAAAGCACCGGCUGCUCGACACAGGUCGGUGCCAGCGUGGCGUAAAACGACCUGCCGAGAGAACUGACACCGAGAGACCAUCCGAGGUGGCGAUCGUGGCUACUGCGGCUGUUGUCGUGGAGGGCGAUAAUGAUGUUGAUGCGGCAGUUGUCUCAGAGUCGCUUGUGGCAGCGUCGAAUGAUGGCAUCUCGAAGAGUGUGCAGCAGGAGGGGGAGAGAGGUGUGCGGUUGCGGCUCGAAGAUCCCAUUUACCGAAUCAUGCACGCGUUGCCGCGGUCAGACGUUCUUGAAAUUUUCAAGUGUCGUUUUAAAGGUGAGGAAUGUGAGCGGGCCGUGGUAUACUUUGAUGACGCGUUUAUGAAAAACCCACUGCGUAAGCUUCGUCUACAAAUCGGCUGUGAUCGGGUCACGGGGCUUCACCUCUUCUUUCCCAAGUUGCAUCAUCAUAGAAACACGUUGCGUCUUCUUGAUUUGUCGCGUAACGACAUGGAUGAGGACGACGUGGCGACGCUGACGCAACUGCUCGAGCUUCGCGGCGAAUCACCGUCAUGUGGUACGUCGUCACUUUUGGAGGUGCUGGAUUUAAGCUACAACCGCCGUAUCGGAAACCGUGGGGCCUUGUUUCUUCUUGCAGCUUUACGCCACAAUGAUCGGAUCCGCGCCGUAAUUUUAAAAGGGAUAUCCGUAGACGAUAGUGGUGCCGUUGCUGUGGCGCCGUUUUUACGGCAACGCCCUCUGCCUCGAAUGGCGGAUGACGACGAGGGUGUGACUUUUCAGGAAACCUCCUCGCGUCGGCUCCCCACUUUUUUUUUGAACUUAAAUGAAAAUCGCAUUGGUGCUGCAGGAACAGUUGUUUUGGGGAAAGGACUUCCAGCACACGUAUCCCUUACGGUAUGCAGGCAGCGCCCUUUUUGCAAUAAAAAAGGGCCCUUGCUAUAG